CCCCUCCUGCCCGGUCAGCCCCAAAGAGUUGCCCGGUGGCCGCUGCAGACGGAAGCCGAACGAGAGUCUCGGCGGCGGCAGGAUGGGCGACUCCAAAGUGAAAGUGGCCGUCCGGAUCCGGCCCAUGAACCGAAGAGAAACCGACUUGCAUACCAAAUGCGUGGUGGAGGUAGAUGCAAACAGAGUUAUCCUUAAUCCUGUAAAUACUAACCUUUCCAAAGGCGAUGCCCGAAGCCAGCCAAAGGUGUUUGCAUAUGAUCAUUGUUUCUGGUCUAUGGAUGAAUCUGUCAGAGAAAAGUAUGCAGGUCAAGAUGAUGUUUUCAAGUGCCUUGGGGAGAAUAUUCUUCAAAAUGCUUUUGAUGGCUACAAUGCAUGUAUUUUUGCCUAUGGACAGACUGGAUCUGGAAAAUCUUACACCAUGAUGGGCACAGCUGACCAACCUGGAUUAAUUCCAAGACUUUGCAGUGGACUCUUUGAACGGACUCAGAAAGAGGAAAAUGAAGAGCAAAGUUUUAAAGUAGAAGUGUCCUAUAUGGAAAUCUAUAACGAAAAAGUCAGAGACCUUCUUGAUCCCAAAGGAAGCCGUCAAACGUUAAAAGUCAGAGAGCACAGUGUAUUGGGACCCUAUGUGGAUGGACUUUCUAAAUUGGCUGUCGCAAGCUAUAAGGACAUUGAGUCUUUGAUGUCGGAGGGUAACAAAUCUCGCACCGUUGCUGCCACCAACAUGAAUGAGGAGAGCAGUCGGUCCCAUGCGGUCUUCAAAAUUACCCUCACACACACUUUGUAUGAUGUGAAGUCUGGGACAUCUGGAGAGAAAGUGGGCAAACUGAGCUUGGUUGAUUUAGCUGGCAGUGAGCGAGCCACAAAAACUGGAGCUGCUGGUGACAGGCUGAAGGAGGGGAGCAACAUCAACAAGUCCCUCACAACCCUCGGUCUGGUUAUCUCAGCCCUAGCAGAUCAGAGUGCUGGCAAAAACAAGAAUAAAUUUGUUCCAUAUCGUGACUCAGUUCUCACUUGGCUGCUCAAAGACAGCCUUGGGGGUAACAGUAAGACUGCCAUGGUGGCUACUGUGAGUCCGGCAGCUGAUAACUAUGAUGAAACCCUUUCAACUCUGCGGUAUGCAGAUCGCGCCAAGAACAUUGUGAACCACGCAGUGGUGAAUGAAGACCCUAAUGCACGAAUUAUCCGGGAUCUCCGGGAAGAAGUCGAAAAACUCCGAGAGCAGCUGACCAAAGCAGAGGCAAUGAAAUCUCCAGAGCUAAAUGACCGGCUGGAAGAGUCAGAGAAGCUAAUCCAGGAAAUGACCGUGACCUGGGAGGAGAAAUUAAGGAAAACUGAGGAGAUUGCCCAGGAGCGACAGAAACAACUUGAGAGUCUUGGAAUAUCCCUUCAAUCUUCUGGAAUUAAAGUUGGGGAUGAUAAAUGCUUCCUUGUUAAUCUGAAUGCUGAUCCUGCUCUCAAUGAACUUCUGGUUUACUAUUUAAAGGAACAUACAUUAAUAGGUUCAGCAAAUUCCCAAGAUAUCCAGCUAUGUGGAAUGGGGAUUCUUCCUGAACAUUGUAUUAUAGACAUCACAUCAGAAGGCCAGGUUAUGCUGACUCCUCAAAAGAACACCAGAACAUUUGUAAAUGGCUCCUCUGUAUCCAGUCCCAUACAGCUUCACCAUGGGGACAGGAUAUUAUGGGGAAACAACCACUUCUUCAGAUUGAAUUUGCCUAAAAAGAAAAAGAAAGCAGAUCGAGAGGAUGAGGAACAGGACACCUCCUUGAAGAAUGACACCAGUUCCGAGCAGCUGGAUGUAGACGGAGACUCCUCUAGCGAGGUGUCCAGUGAAAUCAACUUCAGCUAUGAAUAUGCACAGAUGGAGGUGACCAUGAAGGCUCUGGGCCAUAAUGAUCCCAUGCAGUCAAUAUUGAACAGCCUAGAACAACAGCACGAAGAGGAAAAACGAACUGCGUUAGAGCGCCAGAGGCUUAUGUAUGAACACGAAUUGGAGCAGCUGCGAAGGAGGCUGUCUCCUGAGAAACAGAACUGCCGUAGCACAGACAGGUUCUCUUUCCACUCGCCCAGUGCUCAGCAGCGACUCAGACAGUGGGCCGAGGAGAGAGAAGCAACACUAAAUAACAGCCUGAUGAGGCUAAGGGAACAAAUUGUUAAAGCCAAUCUGUUGGUGAGAGAAGCUAGCUACAUUGCAGAAGAACUGGAUAAAAGAACAGAGUAUAAAGUAACCCUGCAGAUUCCAGCCUCCAGCCUUGAUGCCAAUAGGAAGCGAGGCUCCCUUCUUAGUGAACCUGCAAUCCAGGUGAGAAGAAAAGGAAAAGGAAAGCAGAUUUGGUCUUUGGAAAAACUGGACAACAGGUUGUUGGAUAUGAGAGACCUUUAUCAAGAGUGGAAGGAGUGUGAAGAAGAUACCCCAGUAAUACGGUCUUACUUCAAGCGUGCUGAUCCAUUCUAUGAUGAGCAGGAAAAUCACAGCCUCAUUGGAGUGGCUAAUGUCUUCCUCGAGUCCCUCUUCUACGAUGUGAAGUUACAAUAUGCUGUUCCAAUUGUCAACCAGAAAGGAGAGGUGGCCGGCCGGUUGCACGUAGAGGUGAUGCGAAUCAGUGGUGACAUUGUGGAGAGGAUUGCCGGAGGAGACGAUGCCACAGAUGCCUCUUUUGACAAGGAAUCCCAUGAGAACAAACUUACGUGCAUGGUUAAAAUACUCCAAGCCACUGGGUUGCCACAGCAUCUGUGCCACUUUGUGUUCUGCAAAUACAACUUCUGGGAUCAACAGGAGCCAGUAGUUGUUGUACCUGAAGUGGAUCCCUCGUCCUCUCCUGUCAGCAAGGAACCCCAAUGCAUGGUUGUCUUUGAUAAUUGCAAUGAGUUUUCUGUUAACAUCACUGAAGACUUUAUUGAGCACCUUUCGGAAGGGGCGUUAGCAAUUGAAAUAUAUGGCCAUAAGAUGACUGAUCCUCGGAAAAACCCAACCCUGUGGGAUUUGGGGAUUAUCCAAGCAAAAACACGCAGUCUUCGGGACAGAUGGAGUGAAGUAACCAGGAAAAUGGAAUUCUGGGUUCAGAUCUUGGAACAGAACGAGAAUGGUGAAUACUGCCCUGUAGAAGUAAUUUCUGCAAAGGAUGUACCAACAGGAGGAAUCUUCCAACUCCGGCAGGGGCAGUCCCGGCGAGUCCAAGUGGAAGUGAAGUCUGUGCAGGAAUCUGGGACUUUACCGCUGAUGGAAGAAUGUAUAUUGUCCGUCGGCAUUGGAUGUGUGAAAGUUAGAGCGCUCAGAUCCCCCAAGACCCAGGAGGCCUUCGUUGAGGAAGAGGAAGACAUGGACAGCUACCAGGAUCGGGAUUUAGAGAGACUGCGUAGAAAAUGGCUAAAUGCGUUAACAAAACGUCAGGAGUACUUAGAUCAACAACUGCAAAAGCUUGUCAGUAAACAUGAUAAGACAGAGGACGAUGCUGACCGUGAAGCUCAGCUCCUAGAGAUGAGGUUGACUCUAACGGAGGAAAGGAAUGCGGUCAUGGUCCCCUCGGCCGGCAGCGGGAUUCCGGGGGCCCCAGCAGAAUGGACCCCAGUUCCUGGGAUGGAAACACACAUUCCUGUUAUAUUCCUUGACUUAAACGCUGAUGAUUUUAGCUCUCAGGAUAAUAUUGAUGACCCAGAAGCUGGUGGAUGGGAUGCUACCCUCACCGGGGAAGAAGAGGACGAGUUCUUUGAACUGCAGAUUGUAAAACAGCAUGAUGGAGAGGUAAAAGCAGAAGCCUCUUGGGACUCUGCAGUACACAACUGCCCUCAGCUCAGCAAAGGCACACCUGCGGAUGAGCGCUUGUUCCUGAUCGUGCGGGUGACGGUCCAGCUCAGCCAUCCGGCCGACAUGCAGCUAGUGCUACGCAAACGGAUUUGUGUCAGUGUGCACGGUCGGCAGGGUUUUGCUCAGAGUCUCCUAAAAAAGAUGUCUCAUCGAAGUUCUAUUCCUGGCUGUGGAGUGACUUUUGAAAUUGUCUCCAAUAUUCCAGAGGAUGCCCAAGGAGUUGAGGAACGAGAAACAUUAGCAAGAAUGGCCACUAAUGUGGAAAACACGGAUUCCCCUGACUCAGAGGCAUAUAUUGAGAAAUACCUCCGAAGCGUGCUGGCCGUGGAGAACCUUCUCACUUUAGACCGCCUUCGCCAGGAAGUUGCAGUGAAGGAACAGCUGACAGGAAAAGGGAAGCUGAGUAGGAGGAGUAUUAGCUCUCCAAAUGUGAACAGGUUGUCUGGCAGCCGACAAGAUCUCAUUCCAUCCUACAGUCUAGGCAGCAACAAGGGUCGAUGGGAAAGUCAGCAGGAUGUAUCUCAAACUGAAGUUUCUAGAGGAGCAGCGCCCUUGGCCCCAUCCCUCCCUGGUUGUCCCCAAAAUAACAAUUCUCCUGAUCCAGGAUUUAGUAGCCUCGCGGCCCCCUACUUGAAUCCAGUAAAAUCCUUUGUGCCACAGAUGCCGAAGCUACUCAAGUCUCUCUUCCCUGUUCGUGACGAAAAAAGGGGCAAGCAGUCAUCUCCCUUUGCACAUCAGCCGGUGCCCCGCAUCAUGGUGCAGCCUGCUGUUUCGGAUUUCGGGAUGACCAGGAUGGCGGAGAAGGUGAGGAGAUGGAAGGGGCAAGGCAUUUUCUCAGCUCUCGGCACGUGGAGAGUGGCCAGGGGCCCUCAGGAUCCGGUGCGUGAAAAGCCGGGUCACCUGGAGACUCACCGAGAGAGCGUGGGGGUCAGUGUGGCUCCUGACGUGGCCGUGCAGAUUGCCCCGGUGGCGAAGACCUGUGACAAACCAACUCAGCUGCCUCCACCGCAGUGCGUGGCCACCAAUACCCAGGUCCCCGAAGUGCAGGAGGGGCCGCCCAGCCCGCUGAGUGAGGCCUCCAGCGGGUACUUCUCGCACAGCGUCUCUACUGCCACGCUGUCUGACGCAUUUGCCCCGAGCCUAGAUGCCCAGGCUGGCACGCAGACUCCCGGUUCUCCCCCUCCUGUUCCCUGCCAGGCCGGCCCAGAGACUGAGCCCUCUGGCGCAGAUAGCACUCUCCCUGCCCUGCUGGAGGAUCAGAGCAGCCUUCCGUUACUGCCUGUCCCGGCAACGCAGACUGUGAGGAGUGACGGUGACAGUGUCAUUGUGGCCCAGGCCAAGGGUACAGUUUCCUCAGAGAAGCAGAACGGAGAAGCUGGCACUUCACCCCCUGGCCUUCUCACUUCUGCCCCCCAGAAUGAGUCACCCAGCACGCAGUGCGGAGACCUUUCUCCUGCCACCAAGCCGCCAGGAAGACCCAAGGACCAGGCCAAGCCAGCCACCAGCUUAGAGCCGGAUGUCCCCAAACCACAGUUGCCUUCUGACCUCCUGUCUCAGUCGCCUGCGCCAGCAUCUCCGUUCAGAAUCCGGAAGGUGCGAACCUCGGAGCUGAAGUCGUUCACACGCAUGCUCGGUGGGGACCCUGGCUCUGGUGCGGAGGAGGACCCACUGGCCUUGGGAGGUCCAGGUGACGACAGCUCUGGAGGACAGGCCCUGGAGAAGCUGGAAGUGUCCUCCGAUUCUGAGGAAGCCAGUGAGGUCCCAGAGUGGCUUCGAGAGGGAGAAUAUGUUACCGUGGGCGCCAACAAGGUGGGCAUCGUGAGAUACAUCGGGCCCACUGACUUUCAGGAGGGCACAUGGAUUGGCGUGGAGCUGGACUUACCUUCAGGUAAGAACGACGGCUCCAUCGGAGGGAAGCAGUACUUCAGGUGCAACCCUGGCUACGGGCUGCUGGUGAGGCCGGGCCGGGUGCGCAGGGCGGUGGGAGCAGGCCGAAGGCGCAGCGCGGGGCUCAGGCUGCAGGGCGCCCCUGAGCCCCGCAGGAGCAGCACCCUCUCCGGCUCUGCCACCAACCUGGCCUCCCUGACGGCAGCUCUUGCCAAGGCCGAGGGCACCGCAGCGCUGCGGGCCGACAGGAGCCAUAAGAACCCCGAGAACCGGAAAUCCUGGGCCAGCUGAGCCGGCGCCGCACGUCGUGGCCCUCGGGCUGACCCUGUCAGCAGGGCGGCUGGUACAGCCCUGGGGCAGAGUUGGAGCUGAGUGGGCUGUGUCACCUCAAACCCCUUCCCUGGGGGAGCAGGCGAUGAAAGCUUUUUGCACGGCAGAGCUGGCGACCGCCCCAUUUCUCCGGAACUCUGGAAGCUUGCUUUCUCUCUCUACCUAGAGAAUGGAGGAGGCCUUUGCAGGGUAGCGGGGUUGAAGGUGCGUGGAACUCAGCAGCCUGGGCUGUGGGGAGUGAGGCUCCUCGGUCUCCUCUCGCAACCUCAUUAACCUCUUAAUUUAAAGAAUAAUCACGACUAGUGCCUUUCCUUCCCCAGAGGCAGGGCGUCCUCCCUCUGCCUCCAGACCUGGUGUCCCAGCCCACCCGUCCUAGGUGCUGGCUGGCUCAUCAGGCUCCGGGCACCUCUCUUGUCCCCAAAUCCCCCCCACCAAGUAACAGGCUCCUGGAAGUGCCUCUGGCUGGCCUCCUGGGGCUUCGGCACGAGGCCCUGCGUGCCCCAGAGGGGGGCCCGCUGGGCCUGCCGCCCGCCUUGCCCUCUUCCCACAGGGUUUCUUAGCGGUUUCUCCGUGGGCGUUUUAGCAUCGUUAUACCUAGACAUUUUUUUUUCUCUUUUUGCCAUUUAUUCCCUUAACAGAGUGCUUAGAAUAUAUUUAUUUAUAUUUAUUUUUUCAAAAUCCGAAAUCAUUUGCGAGCCACAAUCGUCUGCCUGGGUGCAAGUGCCCAGGCCAGCCUCUGUGGCCCCUCGGGAGCUGCCUGCCGUCCACCUCCGGUGGCUCCUGGAGUGGCCAGAGGAUGGACCCUUCCCCCCUCCCCUCCGUGUUCCUUUAAUGCAGACACACAAGUGGCCUUACUCUAAGAUGACAGCAAACACUUGGAGAAAUGUCGUGCUUCUGCAGUCAGUGACCAAGUCAGAGGCAUCACGACCUUAUUUGGUGCAAUUUUGGUUUCUGGGAAGAUCCUUAGACCAGUUUCACUGCUUGGCAAUUCUGUACCCUGACCCCGUGACUACGCCUGGGCCUGUUGAGAGAGCGCUUGCCCACCUCCUGCCAGGACCUGUGGUCCAGGAGCCCUGCUCUGGGCUCGUCCGGAGGGCACCUGUGGGAGCGGAAGGAGGGCAGGGGCCUUGCAGACAGGGGUGGUGCCGGCUUUGCGGGAAGCAGACAGCGGGCUGCCGGGCCGUGAACCUCAGCGGGAGCCCGUGCUCCUGGUCCUGACGGCAGGCGCCCGGUGCCCGAGUGCUGAACUCCAGUUGUUUCUCCGGCCUGGGCCUGGGCCUGGGGUUUGCACGUGGCAUUCUUGGCUGCCUGUUUUUAGUUCUCAUGUUUAGACUCUUUAGAAAUGACACCCAGAAACCUGUUUUUUUUUUCUUUCUAAAUCUCUGGUUCUCUGGGGAUUUGAAGCCUCUCAUGAGAAGUAGUGCCAGACUAUGCGGGGCCUGUGGCUCCGACCGGGAGGCAGAGCCCCGAAGGGAGCACCCACGGAACAUGGCUGCCGCAAGCUCAGACCCCACGGGGAAGGGCGGGGAGGGUUAAUUAGCUCCUAGUCAUUACACGUGGUGAUGCCCCGCCUGCGCGUGUCUGGCCUCCUCACCAUCAGCGGCCAGGUGAGCUGCCUUCCCUGCCUCCCCGUGGUGCCUGCGCAUGGACAGGCUGCAGGACAAAACGGAAUUGCUCGCAGCUGGUUAGUGCCGGGCUGGGGGGCUCCUGUCCCCCAUCCACCCUGGGGUCGCCCCCACCAGACCGCAGCCUGUCCAGCGCCGCCACACACUCACUUCCUCCCCCAUUUUAACAGAAAGGUUAGGGCCAGGAGUUCAAAAGCGCACCCUCAUUUAGCUUUAUCCCAGCACAUGUUCGUAGUUUUAGAACUGGAAGGGCUGUUCUCACAGGGAACAGGCUAAAACCAAGGAAAGUUCAGUGAUUUUUUCCCCCCAGUUUACAUAAGCUGCAGCUUCCGACUCCCAGCCUGGGCUCUUCCCAUGGUCCCCUGCAGCACCCGCGCUGCCGGUCCCUCCUUAGAGCACCUGGGCCUUGGCCCCGGCCCCGCCCAGCACAGGAGCACCUGGCCCCGCCUCCAGAUUGUCCUGAUUUAAUCCAUUGCUCUCCUAACGAGGGUCUUCUGCCCCAGCGGAUUCCUGCUGGCUCUCCCUGGUGGGGGCUCUGAACACUCAGCUCCCCCAGGUGACAGCGGUCCCGUGUCUCGUCCUCGCCCGUCCAGCACCCCUGGCCUGGGAGGUAGGUGUUUCUGUUUCUCUAGUUCUGGCAGCCAGACACGAGGGCGCCUGAGGCUGGGGGUUUGCCCUCCGAGAGGGUUGGCCAGGAGACCCCUGCCUCCCUCCCACAGGGGCCGGCGGGCCUGCUGGGGGCUCCAGGUCUUCAGGGACCCGCCCUCUGAGGCAGGCCCUGCUUUGUGCAGUUGGCAUUUUGGGAGCACCUGCUGGGCAUGUGUCCCUGAACCGCGUGCCCUCUCGGUUCUGGGCUCUGCUCUUGCACUUAACCAGCACAGAAGCUCCUAAAAGUCUGUUUCAGUUUGCGUUUCCUGUCGCCAUCAGUGUGGUCAGUUGACGCGGGUACAGGCACGACCCCUCUCUCUGGGCACAGCAGCCCUUGCUCCCACAGCCUCAGACAACCCACCCUGGGCAGCGAGCUCUGCCCCACGGUCGUUAGAGGGAAACCCCUGUGGAAACGCCUAGGUGCUUAUGACCCUUACCGAAGUGCUUGUGGACGCCCAUCAGCCCUGUAACGUGGAAUCGGCAGCCUUCCGGGAACAUCUGGGGAAGGUCAGUGGGGGAUGAGGGGUGUCGUGCUCUCUCUAUCAUUGGGUUCGUUGGUGGCUCCAGCAGGGUUUUAUUAGCCGGAGCUCAUAGGAACAAUGGAGGAGCCUUGAGUGAGUCAGGUCUGCCAGCCCAGCUGUCUGAAGAGGUUUUGGGACCACAUCCUUUGUUUUCCAGACUCAGUUUCCUGUUCCCACGCGUCCCCCACUAGCACUACUCUCCCCCUCGGGCCCUCCCCCGAAGCGGCCCAGGACUCAAGCAGCUGACCGGAGUUGCGGGCAGGCGGCUUGGUUCAGAGCUUUCAGCUGCCGGUGCCCAUUGUGUGGAAAUGCGCCUGUCUCUCUGGGAGGGAAGCACUGGCGCAGUGGUUGUCAGCUUGCUUGGGGUUUUCUGAGGAGGAGUGUGUUUGGGGCCGUCCUGGUAGCGUGUUAGGGAGGAGGUAUUUGUCCCGUUGGUGCUCUUGGUGAGCUGUCAGUGUCUCGGGAGGGCAGCACGUGGGCUGCCCUGUGGGUAGAGCCUGCCUCUGGCACCCCCUCCUUCAGUGUCCUCGUCAGAGUGUAGUGUGGUUGUCCUGCUCUGGGCAUUGGGGGUGCUGGGUCCUUGUGGGGGCUGGGUUUGCGGUCCUGGUCCUCUCCCCCCAGCUCCCGCCUCACUUGCUCCACAACCUGGACAUCUCUUCAGGGCCAGUGUGUCGAUGGCUUGUGCAGGGUGCGCUCAGAACGCAGGCAGUCCCGGCUCAGGGAGCCCUCUGCUCCAUCUGGCUGGGGAGCAGUGUGUGUUUGAAGUCCGCCGUUUUCACCAUCACCUCUUGGUGCAGACUGAUGCUGACUUGUGAGUGAAGUGGCGCCGUGCAGUACUGGGGUCACUGAAGCCACAAGCCUGGGCAGCCCCCACAACCCAGCUGAGGGUGCCUGCUUGAGAGUAGGGCGCUCAAGGGAGGGGCUCCAUUUCUUCUGUCGUCUUUCUCACCUUACUAAUAAGCAGACCUAAUUGUAAAUAAAGCGUCAGCUUCAGGACUUGCAGUUCGCUUCCUAGCAGGCCCCAGGCAGGAGGAAGCUGGGGCCAGGUGAGGCUGUGGGCGCCACACGAUCACUGCCAGGCAGAGACUGGACUGGGCCCCUCCUGGCCUCUGCCUCCCACUCCGCAAGCGCAAGGUCGCCGCAGGCCCCCAUCCCCAGGGGACUGCGGGCAGCGGGGCGCAGCCUGGCCUGAGGGAGCAGGGGGCCCAGAGUGCACAGCCAGUGGUGACUGGGCCGGCCAUGAAGGGCCUGUGUGUCCAGUGGGCGAGUGAGCUGUGAAUGGAACAGUUGAGUCUGAAAGGCUUAGGUGUUUAGAUCCGCAUUAACUUCCUUACACUUUCUCCUCCUGGCUUAAAGUUCCCUGUAUGUGAAACUGACAAGAAGUCUGUGGGUAUUUAUUUCCCUGGCUAAGAUGAGCCCCCUUGCCCGAGGCCACCCGGGGGCUGCAUCUCGUGGUGCCCUCAGGUCCCAGGGUGGCCACCUGCCUGCCUGCUGUGCCUCACCUGAGACCAGGAGUGCAGCCUGCAGUUUAUCCUCACGACACUGACUCGAUUGUCCCCACACGUGCCUUUCUCCCUGAGAAGUCCAUCGUGCCUUCUGCCAGGCUGCUGACACUAAUUGUGUUGGGGGAGUCGGGACAUCUCUGUGUGUGGAGUUCUGUAAAUAUGAUAGGUUCACAUAGAAAGAAGUGAUUUUUUUGAUUGCGGGAGUAUAUUGAUUUGCUACACAUGAAAUGGGAGUUAAAAAUAAAAUCCAAAGACUCUGUAAUGAAAUGUAAAGACUUGAUGAUUUGUAUAAUGCACUAAACCUCUGUAAUUUUGUACCAUAUAUAUGCCUUUCCAUGAUACGGCCAGCGCUUCUGAAUAAAACCAGAUGAUUUCUUGUCGA
Messenger RNA from Hipposideros armiger (great roundleaf bat), 10703 nucleotides. RefSeq names its product kinesin family member 13B (gene KIF13B). Bases 83 to 5983 code for a protein of 1966 amino acids. Gene Ontology annotation, molecular function: microtubule motor activity; ATP binding; microtubule binding. The record is from RefSeq and is a predicted model, not a curated record. The transcript has 41 exons. Lineage: Eukaryota; Metazoa; Chordata; Mammalia; Chiroptera; Hipposideridae. Gene Ontology annotation, biological process: microtubule-based movement.